This is a messenger RNA of Cololabis saira (Pacific saury), 723 nucleotides long. RefSeq names its product myelin and lymphocyte protein-like. Gene Ontology annotation, molecular function: structural constituent of myelin sheath. The record is from RefSeq and is a predicted model, not a curated record. Gene Ontology annotation, biological process: myelination. Gene Ontology annotation, cellular component: membrane. NCBI's taxonomy places the organism in Eukaryota, Metazoa, Chordata, Actinopteri, Beloniformes, Belonidae. The transcript has 4 exons. Bases 105 to 572 code for a protein of 155 amino acids.
CAAAUGACAGGAAAGAAAAGAGACCGUUAAAAAGCGAAUUACAACAGGUUUCAUUUCUCAUUGUGAGGAGGAACCCCACCCAGACACAACCGACAUUUAGGACUAUGGCUUCCUCCACCUCAUGUGAUGUUCUCCCUACAGGAUGCAGGAUCUUCACAACUGUUCCUGAUAUUUUCUUCCUCCCAGAGUUUGUGUUUGGAGGUUUGGUGUGGAUCUUGAUAGCAUCGACUGAAAUCCUUCAACCCAACCCUCUUGGCUGGGUGAUGUUUGUGUCCGUCUUCUGCUUUGUCGGAACGUCACUCUGGUUCUUCAUCUUCCUCUGUGGAGGCAAUCAGUCCAGCAUCUGGCCCGGUCUGGAUGUCUGUUUCCAUUUUGUGGCAGUGGUUUUCUACCUCAGCGCAUCAGUGAUUCUUGCCUACAUCACCAUUCUUCACGCGUCGGUCAGUGGGCUUUCAAGUCAACUUCUCAAAAUCUACAGACUGGAGAUUUCCGCAGUGGUGAUGUCACACGUGGCCACGCUUCUCUACUUCGUUCACACCAUUUUCUCCGCCAUUCGAUGGAAGAGGUCCUAAAGUCAAACACCUAUCACCACAAAGGAAGAUAACCGGAUUACCUGUCGCCGUACUGAACACUCUAUGGCUCUUUGUGUUUUACCCUUCUUUCAAAAAUAUUUCAUCAAUUCUUUUUUAUUCAUAAUAAAAUUGAACAAAUUAGUAGAUGACA